Formica exsecta is the source of this 911-nucleotide messenger RNA. It is a transcript of the gene Sem1, whose product is annotated as 26S proteasome complex subunit SEM1. The transcript has 3 exons. Gene Ontology annotation, biological process: double-strand break repair via homologous recombination; proteasome assembly; mRNA export from nucleus. Gene Ontology annotation, cellular component: proteasome regulatory particle, lid subcomplex; proteasome complex. Lineage: Eukaryota; Metazoa; Arthropoda; Insecta; Hymenoptera; Formicidae. The record is from RefSeq and is a predicted model, not a curated record. The coding region runs from base 104 to 334 and encodes 76 amino acids.
UUUCUGACAUUCUAACUUCAAAGCGUGAGCGUACAGACGUAAAUUCAACACGUAGUAUUUCAAAGCGUUCGAGAAAUAGUCAUUUGUGGAGAAAUUUGCAAGCAUGACAGAUAGCAAGAACGAAAAGGCAAAAGUCGAUCUUGGAUUACUUGAAGAAGACGAUGAAUUCGAGGAAUUUCCUGCGGAAGAUUGGACCGCGAAGGAUGAAGAUAGCGAGGAUAUCAGUGUUUGGGAGGAUAACUGGGACGAUGACGACGUUGAAGAUGAUUUCAAUCAACAGCUAAGAGCACAACUAGAGAAACAGAAAGCAAAUGAAACAACCAAGGAAAGUUAAUUAGAUAGUAAUACAUUUAAUUUUAUUAUCUUAUAUAAUAAACAUGUAAUUAAAUAUUAAGUCUGUGUAUAUGUCUAAAUCUUAUAUUACUUCUUGCAAUCUUUGGAAUGUAAUAAUAAAGCUGUAACUUGUAUACUUUGUAUAAUAUGCACCGUAUGUUUUGCAGAAAUAUUUUCUGUAAAAUGCAGAAAAUGCAAUUUUUUUGUGUGUACAAAAUUUAAUUAUUAAAUAUAAAUGCGUAGUAUAAUUCCAGAAAUGCAUAUAGUGCCUUUCCAUAAGUGACUCGUUUCAUCUUGUUUAAUUGUUAGGAGCCAUUAUUCUCUAAUGGAACAAAUACUUGGCAUAUCUUAUUGUAAAUGUAUAAUCAGGUACAGUCUUUAUUUUAAAAAGUCUGUCGGUUUUUGCGAAAUGUAAACAGUCAACACAUAUAUUCUACAUAUAUAUGGCACACAUCAAUUUUUUUACAUAAAUAUUUUGAUAUAUCUUAAUGAUUCCCACAUUAAGAGAGUAAAACAAUGUAUAAAUCUUGCAAAUUACUAAACGAUUUUUUGUCUAAAGGACUGAAUAAAAAUUGAAA